AUGAAGAACGAAUUCCUUGAUAAAGUGAAAGACAACGCGUUUGUCCAAAGAUGGUCGGAGAAUGCACAGUUAGAGAAAUGUGACAGUUUGAAAAAGGAGUGCACGUCAGAGUUAUGGGACUUUACUCGCAUUAGUGUGGUUCAGAACGAUCUUCAGGAGUUGAAAGAAUUAUGGAGUCACUGGGAUGAUGAGAUGAAGCAGCUACUCUACUGUAAUUAUGGUGAUAUUCCUUAUCUCCUCGAUGUUAAGGUAGAUAGGUAUUUGUUCCGCGCCAUGGCUCAAUUUUGGAAUUCCGCCUACAGUUGUUUUACUUUCGGAAGGGUGGAUCUAGCACCUACUGUCAAGGAAUAUACAGCCUUGCUUCGUUGUCCGAGGUUUCAAGUUGAUAAGAUUUAUUCUAGAGCUGUCAAUACCCCAACCUUUGUAAAGAGGUUGAUGAACAUCACUGGGAUGAGUGAACAGUGGGUUGAGGCUCGGGUCCAGCAGAAAGGCAGUGGAAAGUGCAUCCCUUGGGAAAAUUUGAGAGAUCUGAUCCAGACUCACCCUGACAUGAAGAAAAGAGUUGAUGUCUUUGCCUUGAGCAUUUAUGGUUUGGUUAUUUUCCCUAAAGCGUUAAGGCAUAUAGAUGAAGCAGUCGCCGAUCUAUUUGACCGAUUAGGUAAAGGUGUCAAUCCAAUUCCUGCAAUCCUGGCGGAGACUUUCAGAUCUUUGAGUGUAUGUCGGAGGUCAGGGGAAGGCAGAUUUAUUGGGUGUGCACAACUCUUGUUAGUAUGGUUUCAUAGCCACUUUUGGAGGGUAGAAAAGGCCACUUACCGACCUUUUUUCGGAGAUUACUCACCUUUGAAGGAGAUAGUGACCAUAUCGAGAAAAGAUGACAUAACAGAGGAAAAAUGGAUGGCGAUACUUCAAAAUCUCCAAGAGGAGGAUAUCGAAUGGAAGACCCCUUGGAUGGUUUCUGAUGAGAUUCUCUACCGAUGUGGGAGUUAUGAUUGGGUCCCUUUGUUGGGGAUUUGGGGAGCCGUUGGAUACGCCCCUCUACUGGUAUUGAGGCAAUAUAGAUCAAGACAAUUUAUACCGAUGACGCAGGGGCUAGCUCAGAGUGGGUUCUCAUAUGGAGAGAAAGAUUCCAAGAAAAAGAGCCGUGAGAUUUAUAAUGCCUGGAACCAAACUUGCCGGAUAAAGGGAGUUGCUGUGAAUCCAAUGGUAACUCCUGAAUAUAACGAAUGGUGGAGUAGAAGGGUUAACGAUAAUAUCCCGAGGCCAAAUUUAGAAGAAGCUCGACCGAUAGAGGAAUAUCUGCGAGUGGUCCCCUCCGAAUUGGAAAUCAUAAAGCAAGACUUCGAAAAGAAAACCUCGGAGUUAGAAAGGAAAAUAGAGCAGUUGGAGGAGGAAAAAGUGUACUUAAAGCUGGAUGUUGAUGUUCAAAAAUCCGAGGCUGAGAAUUUGAGAAAGAGAAAGAGAGAAGUUGAGGAGGACCUAGACAGUCUGAAGACUGAUUACAAGCAGCUGCAUAAGUCAAUGAGAAAUGCUGGUUUGGGUAAAACGUCUGAAUAG
Molecule: messenger RNA, 1554 nt
Organism: Gossypium arboreum
Lineage: Eukaryota; Viridiplantae; Streptophyta; Magnoliopsida; Malvales; Malvaceae
Exons: 1
Coding region: 1-1554 (517 amino acids)
Source: RefSeq, a predicted model, not a curated record